This is a messenger RNA of Closterium sp. Naga37s-1, 2250 nucleotides long. The record is from the annotation of a GenBank genome assembly. NCBI's taxonomy places the organism in Eukaryota, Viridiplantae, Streptophyta, Zygnematophyceae, Desmidiales, Closteriaceae.
AUGCCCCGUCUCUGCCCACAAUGCCCCGUCCCUGCCCUCGCUGUGCCGUCCCCCUGCCAUCUCCCUGCACUUUCCCCCUGCCAUCUCCCUGCCCUUUCCCUCCCCACUCCCUGCCCUUUCGCUGCCUUCUCCGUGCCCUCUCCCUACCCUCCUUGCCGUGUGUGCAGCAACCAGCGCAGUCACCGCAGGAAAUUCUGCAGCCUGUACCCCCACGACCUCACCCUCCUCGGCCUCGCCUCCACGCUGCCCCUCCACCCGCCCUGGUGGCCGCACACCGUGGCGCCGGGAGAGGGGGAAGGGCAGGGGGGGACGAAAGAGGAGAGGGAUGGGGGGGCAGUGGAGGCGGAUGGGGUUUUAAGUGAAGUGGGGAAAGAGAAGGAAGGGGAGGAGGUGUACGGGUCGAAGAUGAACCUGCGGUGCUCAUCGCACAAGCGCAGUUUCAUCCCCAUAUCGCGCACAUGCGCGUGCUACACGUGCACCCGCCACACGCGCGCCUACCUGCACCACCUGCUGGACGCCCAUGAGAUGCUCGCCCUCGUGCUGCUGGACAUUGGCUGUGCUGCUGGACAUGUGAGUGGCUGUGCUGCUGGACAUGUGAGUGGCUGUGCUGCUGGACACGUGAGUGGCUGUGCUGCUGGACAUGUGAGUGGCUGUGCUGCUGGACAUGUGAGUGGCUGUGCUGCUGGACAUGUGAGUGGCUGUGCUGCUGAUGCUGGUGGUUCUCUUUGCUGCAUUGUCGCAAAGCGAGGGGUGAGCCGCGAGGGGGGGGGUGUGGCACACGGGAGUGAAGUAGCGCUGCCUGGAGUGCUCAUGAAUGGGGAGACGGGGCUACUGACUGAGGUGGAGACGGGGCUACUGACUGAGGUGGAGACGGGGCUACUGACUGAGGGGGAGACGGGGCUACUGACUGAGGGGGAGACGGGGCUACUGACUGAGGGGGAGACGGGGCUACUGACUGAGGUGGAGACGGGGCUACUGACUGAGGGGGAGACGGGGCUACUGACUGAGGGGGAGACGGGGCUACUGACUGAGGGGGAGACGGGGCUACUGACUGAGGGGGAGACGGGGCUACUGACUGAGGGGGAGAUGGGGCUACUGACUGAGGUGGAGACGGGGCUACUGACUGAGGGGGAGACGGGGCUACUGACUGAGGGGGAGACGGGGCUACUGACUGAGGGGGAGACGGGGCUACUGACUGAGGUGGAGACGGGGCUACUGACUGAGGGGGAGACGGGGCUACUGUCUGAGGUGGAGACGGGGCUACUGACUGAGGGGGAGACGGGGCUACUGACUGAGGGGGAGACGGGGCUACUGACUGAGGGGGAGACGGGGCUACUGACUGAGGGGGAGACGGGGCUACUGACUGAGGGGGAGACGGGGCUACUGACUGAGGGGGAGACGGGGCUACUGACUGAGGGGGAGACGGGGCUACUGACUGAGGUGGAGACGGGGCUACUGACUGAGGGGGAGACGGGGCUACUGACUGAGGGGGAGACGGGGCUACUGACUCAGGGGGAGACGGGGCUACUGACUGAGGUGGAGACGGGGCUACUGACUGAGGUGGAGACGGGGCUACUGACUGAGGGGGAGACGGGGCUACUGACUGAGGGGGAGACGGGGCUACUGACUGAGGUGGAGACGGGGCUACUGACUGAGGGGGAGACAGGGCUACUGACUGAGGUGGAGACGGGGCUACUGACUGAGGUGGAGACGGGGCUACUGACUGAGGUGGAGACGGGGCUACUGACUGAGGUGGAGACGGGGCUACUGACUGAGGGGGAGACGGGGCUACUGACUGAGGUGGAGACGGGGCUACUGACUGAGGGGGAGACGGGGCUACUGACUGAGGUGGAGACGGGGCUACUGACUGAGGUGGAGACGGGGCUACUGACUGAGGGGGAGACGGGGCUACUGACUGAGGGGGAGACGGGGCUACUGACUGAGGGGGAGACGGGGCUACUGACUGAGGUGGAGACGGGGCUACUGACUGAGGGGGAGACGGGGCUACUGACUGAGGUGGAGACGGGGCUACUGACUGAGGUGGAGACGGGGCUACUGACUGAGGUGGAGACGGGGCUACUGACUGAGAUGGAGACGGGGCUACUGACUGAGGGGGAGACGGGGCUACUGACUGAGGUGGAGACGGGGCUACUGACUGAGGGGGAGACGGGGCUACUGACUGAGGUGGAGACGGGGCUAUUGACUGAGGGGGAGACGGGGCUACUGACUAAGGUGGAGACGGCUGACUGA